AUGCUGGAGCCCGGCGGGGUCUCUGCAGCUGCUGGUGUCACCUCGUGCAGGACACAGAACUCAGCUCCUGCCAAAAAUCCUCAGGGGACCCAGCAUCAAAGUGUGGUCGUCAUCAGGGGAAAAUGCAACGUGACUUGUUCCUCCUGCUGCUCCCGGUCAGGUUUCUCCCUUCUAUUACAGGUUUGCAACAAACAGGAGGCUGGAGACCCAAGGGACAAGCCCUGCUCGCUGUGCACCGUGGAGCAGAAAAGUCGCCUCUGGAAAACACUGAAAUCACUGAAGCUGCUUCGGCUGCUGAAGAGCACAAACCGCAGGGUGCAGCGGCUGCAUACAGUUGCUGUGCACUGCUGGCGCUUGCUCACAGCACAGGGGCUGCCCGGCAUCACAUCACUGCUCCCCAGGGAAUGUCGCCACUUGCCAGAGCUGGAGGAGGCUGUGGACAACGCUGAGACCAGCUCGACCAGCAGCAACGCGGAUGCACCAAUGGACUCAGAGACAAGCACACCACCAACAGCUGUGGAAGCCAAGCGGGACUUAUUGAGGACCCUUCCCCAGCGCUUCCACAUGCCAGCCCCCAAAGUGCUGUGCCGGCCUUCAGCCCAGCGCUGGGUCAAGCCCUGCUGCACCCGAUCCUGCGGAGAGAGCCUGGAGCGCACGCUCACCAUCCAUUACUCCCGGGUAUCUGGCCAUGCUGCUGGCAUCGGGCACCGCCUGCACCAACGUGUACCGAAGGGUCUCUGACUGCGUCCUGAAGCUGGGAGAGAGCAUGGCCACAUACGGGGAGGAGGACAGCAUGGAGCUGCAGGGGCUGCACAGGGUCUGUGGGUACUGGGAUGAGUUUCAUGUCUGUGCCCUGACUGCUCUCUGGGAGUGCCAGAAGGAAGCAGCAGCCAUCUGGGAGAUGCUGAGGAAGGAGUCCCAAAAGAUCAAAUUCCAAGGCAGCCUGUUUGACCUCUGCAAUCCCAGCACAGCCCAAAGCUUUGCCUGUAUCUGCAUUCCCCAUGUGUCAGUUCUUAGCAUCCCCCUCAUCGUCACUUGGCUGAACUUAUAGACCCCAGCUCCGUAAGUAUCACAGCAAAGGUGCUGGCAGCACACUGGGGCUCCUUUCUGAUGGUUUGCUUUUCCAGACCUUUGAGGAACACAGUGUGCAGUACCAGCAGACUCUCAGCUCUGCCCCGUGUCUGUGAGACUCUGAAGAGUUCAGCAGCAUCUCGUGGGUUUCGCUAUUUCUCUGUGAUUUGGGACAUUUGUCCCCUUUGGCCUCAGGGCACAAGCAGAGCUCUGGCUGCCUGCAGGGGAUUUGGGGGAAAAUGGGAAGUGAGUCACAAAUACCAGAUUCUUUUUGGACCUUUCCAUGGCUCUUGUAUGGAAGCCUGUUUGUUCAGCUGCCUGUUUCCACAAUGUCAGCUCUCCAGGUUUUUGAUUUGGGUGCUGGAAACUUGUGAGGUGCAGGGGAUGGUGUACGUCCUGCAAAGAGCACAGAGGUGCUGGCUUUCUUUCUGGGAGGACACCCUGAAAACCCCACUGAAGAAUAGCCACAGGUGCAUGACCUCUUUCCUAGCACAUAUCUGGACUCCCAAGUAAUUCCUGUGUUAUGUGUAGAUCACUUUUCUAAGGAAACGAAGAGGCAAGAAAAUCUUUGGGUGGGGGGGAGAUGAUGCUAAGCAACUGUGACAAAACCUUUCUAAAGUAACUCUUUUGCUUUGAUGUUUUUCCCAGUAGUUCUUGUAAGCAGCUCUGUGGGUGACUGUGUGUAAUUUUAUAGUAUUAAAUUCUG
This is a messenger RNA of Lagopus leucura (white-tailed ptarmigan), 1777 nucleotides long. It is a transcript of the gene TP53TG5, whose product is annotated as TP53 target 5. The coding region runs from base 1 to 741 and encodes 246 amino acids. The transcript has 8 exons. NCBI's taxonomy places the organism in Eukaryota, Metazoa, Chordata, Aves, Galliformes, Phasianidae. The record is from RefSeq and is a predicted model, not a curated record.